Messenger RNA from Python bivittatus (Burmese python), 1000 nucleotides. The record is from RefSeq and is a predicted model, not a curated record. NCBI's taxonomy places the organism in Eukaryota, Metazoa, Chordata, Lepidosauria, Squamata, Pythonidae.
UUCACAGCCUUCUGGAAACCCAACAAUGACGCUGAUGUGCAAACUGGGGUGUUGCAUUGACAACCUAUCCUAAAUUGUGGUUUGUUCAGCGGCAUAGUUUUGCACGUGAAGACAGCCCAUGUUUGGAUGUUAAUCUAAGCCAUUUCAAAGAUUCACUCGGCUGAUACAUUUCUAAACCCAUAGCUCAGUUUGAAAACACUUUUACCCCUUUGAUGGGAAAUGACCCUGUGAAGCAAAAAAGGGAAACUUUAAGUCUAAGCUAUUGUCAUAUGCUGGUUUUUGACUGUUUGGUUUACUUUUUUGUUUCUAGGCGUUUGUUUCAGCUUAUGCAGUUGACUCAGUCUUCCUUUGCUUUAGAGAGUAACCUGAAAACGCAACAGGAAAUUGAAGACAAAGUUCGGUCUUUUGGACUGGAGGCAGAUCUCUUGUCCUUGAUGGCCGAGGCUAUGGGAGAAGAUCUUGUCCGGGAAAAGCUGAAAGAGGAUGCUCAGGAAGAGGUGCAAUGCUUAUCUGCUGCAACCUUGACAUCCAUCAUGACCGUGUCGGCUGUGGAGUUUGAGAGAAAAUGGUUCCAGAAGCUCAGCGGCUUCUCUGCACUGCACUGAGGCUCUUGUUCGGUGUUUUGGCUGUUUAUCUCCUCUGUUGAAAGCCCUUCUGUAGAAGUGGCUUAAAGAUCUCCAUGGUGGGCCACCAGUGUUUCAGCUUGCCAAGGGAACAUGUGAACAGGAAUUCAGGUGUCCACUGUAGACCAUGCAGUUCUCUCCAGUAUUUUUACUACUGGAAAGGAUGACCCACUUCUUUUGAAAAGCAGCUUAACAUCUGGCCCUUCUCAUAUCUGUUUUUGCCAGCCGUGGUGCCCUCACUGUUUCUCAAAGAACCUUGACCACCAUGUGUCUAAAUAUCCGGGAGCAUGUAUAGCUCUGUUCAAUAGACCUUUAAUUCAUCAUCAUUGGAAAACUUUUAGGACACAGAAAAUAAGGCUUUUUUUAAUCAGUGUUAC